GCCAUCGCCAGUCGGGACAGAUCAUGGUGCUGAAGAUGAACAAGAUGAUGAGUAACCGCGCCAAUAUGCUGCGGGAGGUCCAGCUGAUGAACCGGCUCUGUCACCCCAAUAUUCUCAGGUUUAUGGGGGUUUGUGUCCAGCAGGGGCAGCUUCAUGCCCUGACCGAGUACAUCAAUGGCGGGAACCUGGAGCAGGUACUGCAGAGUACGGACCCCCUGUCCUGGUCUGUCCGGGUGAAGCUGAGUCUGGACAUCGCUCGCGGUCUGCUCUAUCUGCACUCUAAGGGAGUCUUCCACCGGGACCUCACCUCCAAGAACUGCCUGGUGCGAUAUGACGACAGCGGGUACACAGCCGUGGUGGCAGAUUUCGGACUGGCUGAGAAGAUACCUGACCGCAGUCAGACGGAGCCGCUCUCUGUGGUUGGGUCCCCAUAUUGGAUGGCCCCCGAGGUGCUGCGGGGUGACCUCUACAACGAGAAGGCCGAUGUCUUCGCCUUCGGGAUCAUCUUGUGUGAGAUCAUCGCCCGGAUUCCAGCCGAUCCCGACUACCUUCCCCGCACCGAGGAUUUCGGUCUGGACAUCAAGUCGUUUCGGGACAUGGUGCAGCCAGACUGUCCCCCCGCCUUCCUCCAGCUGGCCUUCCACUGUUGUUGGAUGUCAGCUGACUCCAGGCCGUCCUUCUGUGAGGUGAGUCAGCGGCUGGAGGACAUCCUGGACAGUAUGGAUGUGAUGAAGACCCCACGCACAAGCCGGAAGGAGAUGGCGGAGUCGGUGACCCCGGGCAGCGGAGGAAGGAGACCUUCCAUGCUCUCGGAUAAUCAGGAACGGACCUGGGAUCUUCCAUCGCCCUCCGAUCAGCGUUUGUCCCGCAGCCAGUCCGACAUGUUCUCUCCUCAGCCGCCGCUCUUACAGCGCUCUCAGGAUCUGUACAAUGACCUCUUGCGUGACACUCCCGCCCGCAUUAACCCCUUCUCGCAGAGAGAAGACCUGAAGGGCGGAAGAAUUAAGCUUUACGACACCCCAAGCAGAUCGGUCAUUUCAUUGACAUUUGACCUCCCACCGCCACUGACGUAUCAGACCAGCAGUCCCAUCACCCCCGAGCCCAUGGUGGAUGCCCAGUGUGACUUUUCCGAGAUGCUGGGCAGACCGAGACGCUGCCGCUCUCUUCCAUCCUCUCCUGAGAUUGUGCGGAGAGGAAGUCCUUGCCCCGUCACCACCCCGGUGCAGAGAGGCCUCCACUGUGAAGGGGAAAGCGGUGAACUUUGGCAUGACGGUAAUGUCAACUCUGUACAAACAGAUGGAGGCCAUAGGACAGUCAAUGGAUUCUUACAGCAGGAUUUCCAAAACUCUUCGGAGAUUCCCCCCAAAGAUCUGCCCCAAAGUCUAACUUCUCCGGGUCACCUUGAAUCUCUUGGAACCGGAGAAUCUCUGCACGAUAAAGACUGGACAUUGGAUGCGAGCGCCAACACGUGUAGCCAUGAACUGAGACCUACUGGUGGGGCGCUCGUAGACCACUUGAAGGAGGAGGCCGCAGAAAGGAAAGCCCUACAUCCAAACAGUGAGCAGUUAGCAAAAAACACGACUCCCCCAUGUAGUGAGGAGGGAAAGGGACCGGCUGAGGGCACCAUCAGUGUUCCAGACUGGGAGAGCAAAGCGGUUUCCCCAAAUCUCCACCAUCACGGGGCAAGGAUUAAACCUGGAGGUCCAGAGAUCCCAAAGCCUCAUGAGAGUUCGAAAGACUGGAACCGGCAAUGGAAACCCAAUGGGACAAUAGCGGGGGGCAAUGCGGAGUUUGAGCGUCCGGAGAUCGGCGAGCCCAUGGAUUGUUCAAGCAGCCCGGAGAGCACCGAAGAGAACACUUUCUGCAGGAGGCUGUCGCAGGGGCGCGCCAACGGCUCGCUUCCGGCUCGCCCAACCCCUCCGCACUCUUCAUCGUCUUCUACACCUUCGUCUUCCCGUUCCCCCUCUCCCCCCGUAAGCACGUGGCAACAGGAACCACCGGGUGUCCCCAACAGGAUAAGCCUUUCGGACAACAACAAUGUAGUCAGCAGCAAACCCAUCGGAUGGGUGGGCUUGCUGCAUCCUCACCCUCUGGGCUCGCUGGAGGGCAACCUAUGGGAGGGUAGCUUGCCAGGCCUGGGGUGCGAGGGAGCAGAGAGUGGAAGUAUGGCUCCCUUGCAUGCCUCCUCCAGUUCAGUCCUGGACCACGAAGAGACGGUGUCCUGCCCUGCCUGCUGCCUGGGGGGAUUCAGCUUCAUAUCAGUGUGCCGCCGCUCGCCUCCAGACACCUCCCGCUAUCAGAACCUGAACUGCGAGUCCAGUCGCGGCCUCAUCCACACAGCACCGCGGCUCGGCACUCCCAGGCCGGGCCCCAGCAGGAAGCUGCCGGAAGCUCAGACUUAGCCAUCUCGCAGUCUUCUGACGCACGGGACACUUUGUGGGGGGCUUUGUUUACAAACGUGGAGCCGCCAUGCCGGUGAUGUCACGCCCAUGCAUUCUGUUCGCUCAGAGUUUGCACUCCGCUUUUGGCCGGCUGCCGGUGCGAGCUACACAA
Messenger RNA from Nanorana parkeri, 2553 nucleotides. RefSeq names its product dual specificity testis-specific protein kinase 1-like. The transcript has 10 exons. Gene Ontology annotation, cellular component: cytoplasm; nucleus. Lineage: Eukaryota; Metazoa; Chordata; Amphibia; Anura; Dicroglossidae. The record is from RefSeq and is a predicted model, not a curated record. Gene Ontology annotation, biological process: actin cytoskeleton organization; positive regulation of stress fiber assembly; protein phosphorylation. Gene Ontology annotation, molecular function: protein serine/threonine kinase activity; ATP binding. The coding region runs from base 24 to 2402 and encodes 792 amino acids.